AUGGCCGAAAUCGUGGGCACAACCAUUGGUGUUGUGGGCCUGCUCGCCCAGCUUUUUGACGGGUGCGUCAAAGCCUAUGGGUACUUCACCACGGCUCAGCAACUCGACACAGACUCACAGAGGCUCCUGUGCAAGGUACGGAUAGAGGAGAUGAGGCUCGUGGUGUGGGGUAGAGAAUGGGGCGUUGCCGAGGGAAAGCUGGAACGACAUCUCCUGGGGUCGAAUGGCGGCAGCACCAAGAGCACAACCAACGGUCAGGAGCGCGGGCCCGCGAGGAGCUUUGGUGAGGGAAAUCCGCAGCUCAGAGCCUUGGCCAUGCAGAUCCUCGAGCAGCUGCAUACCACCGUGACGGACGUUGGGAAGCUGAAGGAGGUCUACGGGCUGAGUGACCCGACUGAGGCAAAGGGGAAGACGGAAUCUACCAAGAAAGGCACCAACAGCAGAAGUUGGAAGAAGGACUUUACUCUGAGAAGCAGAUGGGUGAUUGCAGACAAGGACAAAUUCACCACCUUGCUCAGGGAUCUCAAAGACUUCAACGACGGACUGGAACGCCUCUUUCCACCAUCACAGCUGCCAUCCUUCCAGCGCGCCUGGACGCAUCAACUCCUCGAGUCUGCCCAGAGAGACGUCAAGCAACUGUCUCUCCUCGAGACGGCGUCGUCAGAGACCUAUCCCCACCUCACCAACACGGCCAACCUCAAGAAGCUGCGCAUCAACCUAGACGCAGCGCCGCAGUCAACCUUUAGGCCCACCCAUGCUCUCAAAGUGCCGAGGGAAAUUCUGUCCAUCCCUGACAUUGUCUCCCCCAGGAAACUCGAAGGCAAUCGCUGCCAUGCCCAUCAUGACACGACCGGCGACGUUCUGAUAGAAUGGGUACUCUACGAUCCGCACGCCCUAGACGAGCGUCUCGCCCAUCUACGCCGAAUGGACGAUCUCGCGCGCAUGAUGCACUCGGCGUCCAUCCGCCACCCCGACCUACACUCCAUCGACUGCAUCGGCUACACGGACGACGCACUCAACUCCCGCUACGGCCUCGUCUACCGCGCCCCCUCGGCCUCCUCGUCGUCUCUCCAUGCCCUCAUCUCGUCUCCAGAUCUCAAGACGCCAGACCUGGACGCCAGGGUCAGGCUGGCCACCACCCUGGCGGUGGCCACGUGGAGUCUGCACUCCCUAGAUUGGCUGCACAAGUCCCUCUGCUCGAGCAACGUCCUCUUCUUCCCGUCCAUCUUCUCGACCGCGGCGCACGGCGCGACUGUCGCGUCCGCUCUGGCGCCUGACAUCUCCAACCCCUAUCUCACCGGCUUCGACGCCUCUCGCCCGGAAAUCGAGACUGCCUUGUCGGUGGCACCAAGAAAUCCCAGUAUCACCAAUCUGCACCGUCACCCUUGUUCCCUGCGCGGCUUGCCUGCGACAAAGGCGUAUGACGUCUAUAGUCUAGGCCUCGUGCUGUUGGAGAUUGGCUUGUGGAAGAUACUGCAAAACUACCACAAGGCACACUACUCGGCGGAACGUUGGCGCGACAAGGUCCUGCUCCCCGUCCUGGUGCCAAAUCUGGGGGCAAAGAUGGGUCCGCGGUACAGGGACGUCGUGGAGAUGUGCUUGAGUGUUGGGGAAGGCACAAACAGCAAGGAAGCGGGCGAGCUGAUGGAAGUCGUGGUGAGUCAGCUGGAAAGCAUACGAGUGUGA
Emericellopsis cladophorae is the source of this 1686-nucleotide messenger RNA. RefSeq lists its product as uncharacterized. The record is from RefSeq and is a predicted model, not a curated record. The transcript is spliced from 2 exons. Lineage: Eukaryota; Fungi; Ascomycota; Sordariomycetes; Hypocreales; Bionectriaceae. Bases 1 to 1686 code for a protein of 561 amino acids.